Messenger RNA from Strigops habroptila (Kakapo), 1073 nucleotides. RefSeq names its product formation of mitochondrial complex V assembly factor 1 homolog (gene FMC1). The transcript is spliced from 2 exons. The coding region runs from base 683 to 1015 and encodes 110 amino acids. The record is from RefSeq and is a predicted model, not a curated record. Gene Ontology annotation, cellular component: mitochondrion. NCBI's taxonomy places the organism in Eukaryota, Metazoa, Chordata, Aves, Psittaciformes, Psittacidae.
AGAAGUGCCUACACAGAAAACUCUUUUCCACGGCAGCCCCAGUGGCCUAAUGGAUAAGGCAUUGGCCUCCUAAGCCAGGGAUUGUGGGUUCGAGUCCCAUCUGGGGUGGACGAAUUUUUUUGUUUUUUGCACCCAGGGGAUACCAACGACCCGCGGGAGCUCUGGGGCGUUAAAGCCGCGUCAGCUUUCCACAGCGCCGAUCCGGGAACUGCCGAGGGUCUGCAUCUUCUGGGGUUGCUGAGCGCCCCACUUGGGCUCUAAGGAGCUGUACGGCCGCUGUAAGACCGGGACACCUCGGGGACACACGUGGGCUGCGCGGGGGAGGGAGGGGCCACGGCCCCACUCACCUCCCCGCAGCGGGACGGGCCUCUCCGCUCGUCCCACUGACCCCGCUCCGGGACCGACAAGCGGCCCGAAGGCGUCACCCCCAAACCAACGGCCCGGCGCGACAGAGAGGGAGCGAGCGCACGGGCCUCGCCUCGACACUCGACCUUCGGCACCUGACCUCCGCCGAGCGCCGGGGGCUGGAGGAGGCGAUCGCCCGACUCGGCGCUCGACAGACGGCCCCGGCCGAACGCGCGAGCGUGAAGGCCGCGCGCGCGCGCCUUCGUCCACUUUCCUUAUUGGCCGCCGCAGCGAGGCAGCGGCGUUCGAUUGGCCGUCGGGGGGGGAGGUGCGCAAGAUGGCGGCGCUGGGUUCUCCGCUGCGGACCUUGCGCGGGCUCCUGCGCGAGCUCCGCAACGCCAGCGGCAGGGCGGGCCGCCCCUAUCGCGACACGCCCGCCUACCAGCACAUCGUCGCGGCCUUCCGCGCCAACCGGGUGACCAGCGAGAAGCUGUGCCGGGCCCAGCAAGAGCUGCACUUCCAGGCUGCUACCUACCUCUGCCUGCUCCGCAGCGUCCGGGAGCACGAGGCCCUCCACCAGGAGUACCACGGCCGGGGCGAGCGCUCGCCUGAGGAGGUCGCCGGGCUGGUGGGCUUCAGGUUGCCUCAGCAGCCGGGAGGGAAGGGCUGAGGUGACUCUGUCGCGUUACCUGUUUAUUCCCGAAUAAAGGUCCUAGCAUCACCGAAAC